AAUAGACAAAAAUGUACACACAUGGAAAAUUUCAAGACUAGAGGAUGAAACUUAUACAAGAAGUAAAAUAUGAAAAAAGUAAUGUUACAUUUCGGACAUUGCUUGGUAUUCUAUGUUAUUGUUCCGAUAAACAGAAUUAGUAGACUAAUUGGGAGUACACAGUACUAAAAACGACAAAGACACACUGCAUACAAUUCAAAGGAGAGCGAAGAUUAAACCAGAAGUACAACCGAGCAAUUACAAGAAAUCGAAAGUGCUAAAAAUCACAUACGUACCAUAAAUGUGCACCAUUGCGCAAUUGAACGCCAAUAGACCACCAUUACAUGCUAUUAACUCGGUAACGCACUCUUGAAAGGAAAAGUGGAAUCUGCUACACAGAUCUUAAUAAUACAUCAUAAAUGUACUAUGAACAACUUUGUAUCUGCAAUCGAUACUGCCAAGAAAAGUGAAAUAGACAAUAGAAAUAAGAACACAGUUAUAAGUAUUAAUUGUUUUAUGAACAGCAAAGACACGUUUGCAGAAAAAGAAUUCGGAUGCGUAACCUUUGCAAAGGUUAGUCAUGAAAUCAUUCUGAUAGAGUCAUAAUCAGAAGAAAAAAACUUUUACCCGUGUAAUUUCCGAGAUCCGUGACCGAGAAAUGAAGCUGUAGCAUGAAAGUGAAUCAAAUGUUGGUUAUUUGAAAUGAAAUAAACAAAUCAAGGAAGCGACUGUUUGUAUUACAAAGAUCACAGAAAGGUCAGACAAAUGAAUUGUUUUGGUAAUAAUCGUGUCUCUCAACAUGGCGCGUCGAAAAAGUGUGUGUGCAAAGUGGACUUUAGUUGUAUUUGUAGUUAUAUUUUGUCAGUUCGUACAUUCGCGACCUCAAGACUCAAGUGUACCAGUCAUCAGUUCUACAACAAAUAGCGUACAAACAGACAAAGCAACAGAAAGUUCCAUAAGGGAUCCAGAGCCACAGAAAGUAGAAGAAAACAAAAAGCCUGAUUUGACAACAGCGUCACCAACUACACCAAAUGCUCCAAGAAACAACAAGAACAAGACCCCGGUUCUUGGAGAGUCCAUCAAAAUGGUUGCCAACCAACUCCUUGAAAACCCUUCAAACACAACAGUCGAAACUCCCGUAGUAAUUGAUACCAGAAUUCCUCCAAAACUAAAGAAUCAGAUUGUCCACAAACACAAAAUUAAAACAAGAAAUGAAGAUGGUGAAGAACCAGUAGAUAAUUCUCAUCCUGGUGAAGCUGUUCCUGUCACCAUGGAGGAAUUAGAACAAGAAAAUAAAGUGAGUGAGUCAUCCACGUCAAACGAAGGUAUCUCAACUUGGAUUCUUCUCAGCAACACUGCUAGCAAAGACAAUGUUUCAUCGACUGAACCAACUAAAACUGGAGAAACACAGAAGAAACAAAAGCCUAAUACAUCUAAGAACAAAACUAAGAGACCACCAAACCACAAGGUAUCUUUAGGAAAACGUCCUAUUAUUGGGAGUACCAACAAAUCAGAUUUAGUAGCGGGUGGAUCAGCAAUUAAUGAAAAUGUUUAUAAUAAAAUCAAAGAUACAGUUUUGUCUAAUGUACAGAAGAAUAAAAACCAAUCUCAGAAAACUACUACAGUAUCCACAAGUACAAUCAUCACUACAACAGCCAGUCCCACCACCGAAGUUUUGACGACCAAGAAAGAGACAGUUACUAAGGUAUCUGUAGUACCAGUAGUUAAGGUUACUGGGAAACCUACUAAGAAAAAAAACAAAAAUAAGCACAAGACUUCAACCACUUUAGCUCCUACUAUUAGUGACUCAGCUCUACUACCAAUGGAACCAAAAGAACAGGAAAUUGAAUUAGAAAUAAGUACUCCGGCAACGACGACUAAGAAACCUAAACGCACUUCUACUAGGAAGAAGACUAAAACCAAGAAACGGAAGACUUCUAAACCUAAACCUGAAGCUACAACUGUCAGUGAAGUUAAAACUGCUAACAAAACGAAAUCAACUAAAACAAAGAAACCAAGUAUAACAAGCUUGACAAGUCCAAUUACAUCCCAGAUAUACAAUUAUUUAUCCAGAGAAGUUAUGCCUUCCGUUGGCGUUGGUGUACUUGGCCUUGCUAGUUUAGUAGGUUUGGCUGGUUACUUCCUGUAUCCAUUCUCGACUCCUGUAAGAAGGACCUUCGAAGUUGACAAGAAAGAUGAUAUAUACAGACAUAAUGCUGAAGAAUAUGCUAGUGAAGGCAACGGCCAGGCUGAAGAAGAAAUGCUGGGGACGGUUCUAGCUGGCAUGCCAGCUCACUCAAAACAUAAGUUGAACCCUUAUGCAGGACAAACUGCACAUAUUAACAGGUAUCCAGUUAAGAAAGAGCAGGAUAUCAGAUAUCGCCAUGUGGCUGCGUCUGCUGGUUAUGAACCUAAUUACAACGUUCAUUAUCCUCAGCAGAAGACAGGUAUUGCUCAUGGAGCGGUAUAUGCUGAACCUUAUAAUCCUCAUCAGUAUGAAACCAGACACGUCUACACGACUGAAGGCAAAUAUGUCUACGAUAAAGGACCGAAUGGGUACACUCCCUCUGUCGCCGUAGAGCCUAUAUAUGCUGCUCCUCAAACCGGUCCUCAAACAGGGCCAUCAGCCUCCGCCUAUGGAAGCGAUACCUCUAACUCAGUAGUAUAUGGAGUUAAACCGUCAUCUGAUUCAGAUUUCAAGCCUGUCUAUCCUUUUGAAGGUCAAUUCUAUAGCCAAGAAACCACAAACAGCCCUAUGACGUAUCCUCCUACGUCGAUGUAUUUGGGUUCAAACAAUGAUUCAGAGGACCAAGAUGAACAAAAAUAUGAUGAUGAUAAUUUAGAACAAAAUGGAGCAGUUGAUAAUAAGUUUGUGGUUGGAAAUGUCCCAAAAGAAUUAAGUGAUACUGCCACCCCCGCUGUAGUUCCUGAGCAUGGCCCUAGAAACUUAAGGAGAAGGAGGAAUCUUCGCCGCAAACGCAGCAUCGUAAACAGAAUUGAAGAGGUAUUAAAAGCAGCUAACGAUAAGAAAGAAGACGUUUUUCUAAGCAACGAAAUAGAUGAAGCUCUUAUUAAUCCUGUGAAAAACCUGGCUGCUAUGGAUGAAUCACCAAUGAAAAUGGAGAUGACAACUAUUCCUGAAGUAAAAGAUGUAUUUACCGUUUAUGCAGUAUCUUCAGAUCCUGUUAUAGAACAGAAGAUAACAGAAUCUCCAACGACAGUGAAGAACACUGUUGUUGAAAGUGUUUCUACUGUACCUAUAGACAAUAGCAAACAAGAGAAAUCAACAACUGAAACUGAAUUGAUUAACGAAUUGGAAACUACAACAAAACCGUUUAGAGUAUAUGAAGUGUUUUCUUCAAACAGUCCAACUGAUGUUACAGAGCAGAACAGCCCUUUGGUGAACAAUGAAAACUCUAAAGUAGAAACCACAACUCAAUAUAAAAAUAUGAACACGGAAACAACAACAGAAUUGAAAUCUGAAACGACAUCGACUAUGCCGCCUUCUCCGUCCCCAAUACCAGAUUUUCCUACAUCACAAGCACCUACAACAAACAAUCCCGAAGUUCUGACAUAUCCUCCUUUGAACCAAGAUGGAGGUUUCUUUACAUUCCUAAAGCGUCUCAUAGAGUUUAAAUACAGAUUGGGAUUAAGCAUAUUACAGACUACAUCAGAAAACCUAAACAGAUACUUACGCAGUAUGGAAAAUAAAGUCCAGAAAGUAGCAAGGGCUUCAUCGUAGAAAUAAUUUAAGCAUUUAGUUAUAAGUUAUCAGAUACUCAAAUAUUGCAUUAUUUAUAUUCAAUUAAAAGUACAUAAGAUUCAUGAAAUACUGUUUACUUGCUACGUGAAUUGUCCAAAGAUAUAGCUGGAGCUUGAAAAACACUUCUUUCGGUAAAAUGACACAUGCUUUAUGGAACAGGGAUGUACCAUGUACUCGUACGUGGAUGAUGAUGAUAGUUUAGAUACUUAGUUAAAAAAAUAUGUAUCAUUAUUAUGUCUUACUUAUAACAAGAUUGGAAUAAUAAGGUAUAUUUUCAGAAUGUUAUCCUCGAUUAAUAACUACACUUUCUAUUGAAAGAGAUUGAGGGAAACCUACUGAUUGUAUAUUUACAUACAAAAAAGUUAAUAAUUCAAAUACAUAAUCAUUAAUCAAUCUACGCCAGAAUAACGACAAAAUGGGUUAAAAUCCUAUACUCUGGAUUUUUGGAAAAGAAAAUAUACAGAUUGACGGGGAAAUUAUUUAUGGUUCAAAAUCUGGUAUCAUACGUGUAAGGAAACUUUUAGUUUUGGACAUAAUCCGAAAAUCCGGAAGCAGGAUUAUAAACUGCAGCCACAAAAUGUAGCGCACAUAUCUUUUUUUUUCACUCAGAAUUUGUUUUGAUACCUAUGUAAUUCAACCACAUAGUAUUAUUAUAGCAUUUAAUUUA
Molecule: messenger RNA, 4409 nt
Organism: Pectinophora gossypiella (pink bollworm)
Lineage: Eukaryota; Metazoa; Arthropoda; Insecta; Lepidoptera; Gelechiidae
Exons: 3
Coding region: 779-3721 (980 amino acids)
Source: RefSeq, a predicted model, not a curated record